AUGAGUCUUCUACAAUCCGGCAUCCAUCUCGACCAGCGGGAGCUGGGCGGAUCGGAUAAUACAUCCGUUAUUGAUGCACUUGCGCGAUUCUCCGCCUUCCUCAUUACCGCGGAUGUGGAAGAAAAGAAACAUGGAAAUGCGGCGGCCGCAAAGUUCAAACCAACGCCUGAAUUACAUGCUGCCAUCAAACCACCACUACUUGCGCUUGGGGCUAUAGAGGGCAAACAAGAAUAUAACGUGUGGCGCAUAUACGAAUCAACAAACCUCACAUUUUCGCCCGGCCCUGCAGACAUAGUCCCAGCUAGAGUUGGUAGAGCAUUCAUUGCGGAUAAGCCUCUGCAGAUAGGAGAAUACACCCAUCUUACAAGAAAGGAAUUGCUGGAUCCUGGGACAGAGCCCGCUGAUAUUAUUGCGCUUCGCUGCUAG
This is a messenger RNA of Ophidiomyces ophidiicola, 426 nucleotides long. RefSeq lists its product as uncharacterized. The record is from RefSeq and is a predicted model, not a curated record. Bases 1 to 426 code for a protein of 141 amino acids. NCBI's taxonomy places the organism in Eukaryota, Fungi, Ascomycota, Eurotiomycetes, Onygenales, Onygenaceae. The transcript has 2 exons.